Molecule: messenger RNA, 1882 nt
Organism: Colletotrichum navitas
Lineage: Eukaryota; Fungi; Ascomycota; Sordariomycetes; Glomerellales; Glomerellaceae
Exons: 2
Coding region: 353-1639 (428 amino acids)
Molecular function (GO): FAD binding; monooxygenase activity
Source: RefSeq, a predicted model, not a curated record
GGGGGGGGGGGGGGGGGGUUAGGAGACAUCGAACCGUCCGCGUUCCCCUCAUUGUUCGUGCCUCCUUCCCCACUUCUCAAGCCGAUGAUGAACCCCGAGCUCCCCCUCUGACCCCCCCGCCUCCUCCCCACGUGAGUCUCGACGCGCCAACUUCAUAAAGAAGUGAUGGAACGGAAAUUCCGCAAGAUCUGGUCGAGUUGAUCUCGUCGGUUUGCUACGCUUCAGAGAAACACUACGGCAUUUGUUUCAGAACCAUGUCAAACCCAAAAGACUUGAAGAUUGCCAUCAUUGGCGCCGGUACCACACGCCCAUCUCUCUGUACUUUUACAGACUAACACGAUCCCACGCAGGCAUGGGUGGUUUGGGAUGUGCGCUGGCGCUAGCCAAGAAAGGCUUCAAACACAUCGACGUCUAUGAGACGGCCUCCAAUCUCGGUUUCGUUGGCGCGGGAAUUCAGAUGCCGCCAAACGUCGUCCGGGUCCUCGACCGCCUUGGCUGCUGGGCCGACAUCGAGAAGACGUGUACCGACGUUAAAGGUUCAAGCAUUAGACAGGGGGCAACAAACAUCGAACUUGCCCACGUAGACAUGCCUAACAUCCGCGACUUGUACGGCCACCCGCACUGCAACGAUCACCGGUCCUCGCUAGCCGGCGGCAUGUACAACGCCUGCAAGAAAGAGCCCGCGAUCACGUUCCACUUCGCGACGGCGCUCGCAUCCAUCGAUUCGUUCGCGCCCAAGCCCGUCUUCACGGCGCAGCCGCGCGGCGGCGAUGCCUACUCCGUUGAGCCUGACAUCCUCCUCGCAUGCGACGGCAUCAAGAGCAUUGUUCGCAGCUCCCUCCUCGACUCCGUCGGUGCCGUCGGCGGCGAGGAGGAAACCGGUCAAGCUGCCUACCGCAUUAUGCUCACUCGCGAGCAGAUGGCCGAUGAUCCGGAGCUUCUUGCCCUCCUCGACUCAGACAAGGUCGUCCGCUGGAUAGGCGAGAAGCGCCACAUCAUCGCCUACCCCGUCUCCUCGCACAACAUCUACAACCUCUCUACGACGCAGCCCGACUCCAACUUUGCCGCCACCACCAACGCGACCUACACCACAAAGGGCUCCAAGAAGGCCAUGCUCGACGUCUUCCACGACUUCUGCCCGUUGGUUCACCGUAUGCUCAACCUCGUCCCGGACGGCGAGGUCUGCGAGUGGCGCCUGCGCAUGCACAAACCCCUGCCGACCUGGGUGCACAUCGACGGACCCGUCGCCCUCCUCGGCGACGCCUGCCACCCGACCCUCCCGCACUUGAGCCAGGGCGCCGCCAUGGCCAUCGAGGACGGCUCCGUCGUCGCCGAGGUGCUCUCCCGCGCGCCCGACACUGACCCCAAGACCCUGCGGCGGUGCCUCAAGGCAUACGAGCUCUCGCGCCGUGACUGGACCGCCCAGCUCGUCAACAUGGCUUUUCUGUCGGGAAAGCAGCUGCACCUCGGCGAGGGCAAGGCCAAAGAGGAGCGCGACCGCAUGUUCGCCGAGCACAAGUCGGCCGGCUCUGUCCCGGACAAGUGGGCCUCGCCCGACGUGCAGCGGAUGAUUUACACUAAUGACUGCGUGGCCAACAUCCGGCGAGACUUUGACGAGCUGUACAACAGCGCAGCAUAGACGUAGAUAUUUUUGGAUUUCACAUGAAUAGCUAUCUGAUUGUAGCUACCUUGCACCCUGCCGUUCUAUGUUGGCUUAAUGUUUGUGCUCUGCCUGGCGGAAACCAUGGCGUUCGCCUAGGACGCAUUGUGUGUAGCCGGCCAAGCCACCUCGGUGAAGGGCGGUCCAGGCUUGUCCCCCGUACUCAAGCUCAGCUCAGUCCACCACGGGCGUGCUCAGUUCACGUUCACACAGUAAAGAAUG